AUGAAGGGCACGCCUGAUGCCCCUCAGUGCGGCUUCUCCAACGCAGUUUGCCGCGUGCUGGACGCGUAUGGCGUCAAGUACGGCUCACGAAACGUCCUGUUGGAUGACGGGAUCCGCGAGGGAAUCAAGCAGUACACGAACUGGCCUACCAUCCCGCAGGUCUUCGUUGAUGGUGAGUUCAUCGGUGGGUGCGACAUCCUCCUGCAACUGCACAACAGCGGUGAACUGGCCGGAGAACUUGGCCUCGAGCAGAAGUAA
Pedinophyceae sp. YPF-701 is the source of this 258-nucleotide messenger RNA. The record is from the annotation of a GenBank genome assembly. Lineage: Eukaryota; Viridiplantae; Chlorophyta; Pedinophyceae.